AAGUUUGGUUUACUGGCUUGUGGUUCAUUUCUGGUCCCUCUUAGAGAGGCUGCACAGAGUAAUGACUUGGGAGAUGUGACAAAGACAGUAACCCUCAACAAGAUGAACCAGAAAUCUAGUAGCCUACUUUCCCGCUGAACAGAAAAUCGUGUGACUUCUAUUUAUCUAUACAUUACAACUAUUUCUACCAGCAGACAAGAAAGCAUUGAAAGGGACUAACAACAAGGAAUACCUACUUUAACAACCUGUUAAGACCUAUAAUAAGUGAAUCAUUGUAGAAGAUGGAUGAUAAUUACAGAAACAACUCACAAUUUUACCAAGGAGCUCGGGACAUAGCCAAAGAAGUAAAAAGGCAAACUAGCCGCCAAGCCAUGGAUGAUUACUCAAGGUAUCAAGAUAACACAUAUGAAGGUUACUCAGCUAAUGACAGUUACUACAACAGCGGAGAAAAUGCCCAUCAAGAUGAAGAUGCCCAGAGUGAUGCCACAGAAGGCCAUGAUGAAGAUGAUGAGAUAUAUGAAGGGGAGUAUCAGGGUAUCCCUCACCCUGAUGACAUACACGCCCAACAUAAAGACACUUCACUUAGAGAUGAGUUUAAAGACCAGGCCGACCUUAUGGCAGAGAGAUCGGAGGAUGCAGAACAGUUUGCCUAUGAAUAUGAGAACAUCAUACAGGAAUGUGGCCAUGGACGUUUCCAGUGGACUCUCUUCUUUGUAUUAGGCCUUGCAUUGAUGGCAGAUGGAGUGGAAGUGUUUGUUGUAGGGUUUGUCCUUCCAAGUGCAGAGAAAGACAUGUGUCUAUCACGCUCAAACAAAGGGAUGUUAGGUUUAAUAGUGUACCUUGGGAUGAUGCUUGGAGCAUUUGUGUGGGGUGGUCUGGCAGAUAAACUCGGAAGAAAAAAAUGUCUUGUCAUCUCACUCAUCAUCAAUGCAGCCUUUUCAUCCAUCUCCUCCUUUGUGCAAGGUUAUGGACUGUUUCUCUUCUGCCGCCUUAUAUCUGGGUUUGGCAUUGGGGGGUCCCUUCCCAUCGUGUUUGCCUAUUUCUCAGAAUUUUUAGCUCGUGAGAAAAGGGGGGAACACUUGAGUUGGCUCUGUAUGUUUUGGAUGAUUGGAGGAAUCUAUGCAUCAGCAAUGGCUUGGAGCAUCAUCCCACACUAUGGAUGGGGCUUCAGUAUGGGGACAAACUACCAUUUCCACAGCUGGAGAGUGUUUGUCAUUAUUUGUGUCCUUCCGUGUACAGCUUCUAUCAUUGCAAUGAAGUUUAUGCCAGAAAGUCCACGCUUCCUACUUGAGAUGGGUAAGCAUGAUGAAGCUUGGAUGAUACUCAAGAAGAUUCAUGAUACCAACAUGCGGGCAAAAGGAGAACCAGAAAAAGUCUUCACAGUUUCCCAUAUCAAGACACCAAAACAAAUGGAUGAAUUUAUAGAAAUUCAGAGUUCCACUGGAACAUGGUUUCAGCGUUGGUUUGUCAGGAUCAUGACUCUCGUUAAGCAGGUAUGGGAGAACAUGUUGUUUUGUUUCACUGGACAGUUUCGGAGGAACACUGUAUUUUUGGCUGUGGUUUGGUUUACAAUGUCAUUAAGUUACUAUGGUCUUACUGUGUGGUUCCCCGAUACAAUCCGUUACCUACAAGACGAGGCUUAUGCAAGCAAGGUGAAAAUAUUUCACGGUGAAAAAGUAAAUAACUUUGAAUUUAACUUCACUCUGGAGAAUCAAAUACACAAGGAUGGAACUUAUGAAAAUGACAAGUUUGUCAAGAUGAAACUUAAAUACGUCACAUUUGAAGACUCAACCUUUAAUGAAUGCUAUUUUGAAGACGUGACUUCCAGUGGCACUUACUUUAAAAACUGUGUCAUAGAGUCUACCGUUUUUUAUAACACAGAUCUCUACAAGGACAAGUUUAUUGACUGCACAUUUAUAAACAGCUCCUUCUAUAGUGAGAAAAAGGGAUGCCACAUCGACUUUGAAGAAGAUAACGAUUUCCUAAUUUACCUGGUCAGUUUUCUUGGUAGUUUAUCGGUGUUACCUGGUAAUAUCAUCUCAGCUCUUCUUAUGGAUAAAAUUGGAAGGAUACGAAUGAUUGCUGGGUCCAUGCUGAUAUCGGCGGUUUGCUGCUUCUUCCUGUUUUUUGGUAACAGCGAGUCAGCGAUGAUUGGCUGGCAGUGCCUCUUUUGUGGUACCAGUAUUGCUGCAUGGAAUGCCUUGGAUGUAAUCACUGUUGAGCUGUACCCCACAAAUAAAAGAGCAACUGCCUUUGGAAUCUUGAAUGGUCUCUGCAAGUUAGCUGCUAUCUUUGGAAACUCAAUUUUUGCUUCAUUUGUUGGGAUCACAAAGGUGGUCCCUAUUCUUCUUGCAUCCACUGCUCUUGUAGGAGGAGGCCUUUUAUCCCUUCGUCUGCCUGAGACUCGAGAACUGGUCCUCAUGUGAAAAACUGGAAUGGUCAUUGACAUUUACUAUGUGUGGAUUUCUUGCAAUG
Molecule: messenger RNA, 2475 nt
Organism: Spea bombifrons (plains spadefoot toad)
Lineage: Eukaryota; Metazoa; Chordata; Amphibia; Anura; Pelobatidae
Product: synaptic vesicle glycoprotein 2B-like
Exons: 13
Coding region: 282-2426 (714 amino acids)
Biological process (GO): chemical synaptic transmission; transmembrane transport
Cellular component (GO): membrane
Molecular function (GO): transmembrane transporter activity
Source: RefSeq, a predicted model, not a curated record